AUGAAUACAAGCAAUAGGACGCAGCCGCCAGUAAAUGAAUGGGAGGAACGGACGAUUGACAAUGAGGAAUCAGAGAAAUCACUUCUGAGCGUUUACAUUCGCUGGCUAGUUGGUGGUCUCAUUGCCUGGCAUCAUCUCUAUUUGGGACGCGAGUGUCAUGCUGCAGCCUUGCUGUUUAUACUCUUGCAUCAGGCCAUACCAUGUGGAUAUAUUUUUCUUGCUUUGCUAACGGAUCUGCUACUCUUGCCGGAGUACGUGACGGCUGUCAAUGAUGCUGCUCGCCGCCAUUACGGUCCGGUGCAUCGGGCUAAUCAAGAGGCUACCCCCUCGCCGCCUUACAGUUUGCGUCGCUUUUUGGGGCAAAUUCUAAUGGGCUUUCUGUUUGGAUCGAUGUUCGACUGGGCCGCCACGCACUAUCUACAGAGUAGAGCCCACUGGCUGAGCUGGCUUGUGCCGUGUGCCGUGUCCCUGGCCAUUUGGUUGGUGGGCAACAUUGGACGCCAGAAGGGCUGUAUAUUGCAUUGCCUUUUCGGCGCAUAUUGUGCCUAUUUUUUGGUAUAUUUCAUGCUGAACGUGUUCUAUGCCUUGAUUGUGAUCGCUACAAUAUCGGCCAUGGCUUUUAAUUGGUUUUCGAUGAAAUGGCGCCGUCGUCCGGUACGCCAUCAAACGCUGAGCAAACACUUCCGAUUCCUACUUAUACUCGUCCUUGGCUUAUGUGUGGCUGCUUCGUGGGUCACACUGGAUAAUAUGUCUGCUUCCCCUCGUCCCCCCAGUGUCUUAAGCCAUUUGAAGAGCAAUCUCAAGACCAGACUCCACAAGAUCUUUGGGGUGUUCAGCCAGCACGGAUUCUUCGGCACAGAAGAGCAAAAAGCCAGGGCAAAGCUGAGAAAAUAUUAUCAAGCGCUCGGCCUAACGGAUGUCGCCACAAGGGCGGAAAUUACAGCCGCCUUUCGUCAAUUGGCCAAAAAAUAUCAUCCCGACAGGCAACAGCUGACUGACAAGGCGAAGGCCCACGAAAAUUGGCUUCCCAUCCGAGAGGCCUACGAGAUACUGCGCAACACCCUUUCGGCGCCCUCCGAAGAUAAUCCAGGCUAUGAUUAA
This is a messenger RNA of Drosophila subobscura, 1101 nucleotides long. RefSeq names its product dnaJ homolog subfamily C member 22-like. The coding region runs from base 1 to 1101 and encodes 366 amino acids. NCBI's taxonomy places the organism in Eukaryota, Metazoa, Arthropoda, Insecta, Diptera, Drosophilidae. The transcript has a single exon. Gene Ontology annotation, cellular component: plasma membrane; early endosome. Gene Ontology annotation, biological process: endocytosis. The record is from RefSeq and is a predicted model, not a curated record.